ACUCCUCCUCUCCAGUGCCGCUUGUGGGAGCUGCUUUUUCCCGUGGCCGAGACCUAAGCUAACGCUUCGGCGCUCGGGAGGUUCCUCCUGCUUGGUUUUCCCGCUCCCCCGGGUGCUGGAUGCGGCGCUCCGGCGGCGCGUUGCGGGCGGGCGGCCCUGGGGCGCGCUGGCGCUGGCGCUGACGCCGCAGGUGUGCUUGCGGUGGCCGGUGCUCGGCGGCUGGGUGGGAGGAGAGGACGCUGCGGCGGUGCCCAGUCGGCAGCACGGCCGCCCGGUGACGGCGGCUCCGCGGCCCGGCGGGGAGCGGCGCGGAGGCGCUGGCGGCUGCCGCCCGCGGCAUGGAGCGGCCCGGGAAGCCGGCGCCUGGCGUGGCCCGGCUGCGGAUCCCCCGGCCCCGCGUCCUGCUGCAGCCCCUCGAGCCCGCCGGCACCGGGCGCAGUACCAGAAAUUGCCCCUGCAAAAUGAGCCAGAUUCCUCCGAAGAGUCCUUUGGCACCCCCGUUGUCAGAGCGCAUCAGCUCCGGGGUAGAUUCUUUGGACCGCUUGUCAAUGGACAGUUUUUGGCUGGAAGUAGAGAACAUUAAACAGAGCAGUGAAGCCGAGCAAGAGGAAUGCAGCCUUGCAGAUGUCAAAACGCAAGAGGAGGGGGACGCUGAGGCCGAGUGGCUCCAGGAUGCCGGCCUCUCUGACCUCCUCGGGGACCGGGCCUCGGAAAAUGACAACAUCGUGCUGCUCUCCACCCUGACGAAGACCCAGGCCGCGGCUGUGCAGCGAAGGCUGGACACCUACUCCCGGUCUCGGAGGAGGAAGAACAAGCAUCCUGUGCGGGAUGUCCGAGACAUUUUUGGAGUGGUCGGCUCUGGGGAGACAGUGGCAGAGAAGGAGGACUCCAGAUCAGAUCAGCUGUGGCACAAUCUACAGACUGCAAAAGUGCAGAAACCAGAAACCCAGGAUUACUCCUGCACGGUUCGAAACCCUGGGAAAGAGGAAGCAUUCAACAUGGACGUUGCCUACUCGGAGCAGGCAGCUAUUCUGCUCAAAGGAUCGUUCCUGUCUGAAUCUAGGAGGAUAAAGGAUGGAAAUGCCCUAACUAAAUUUAAGAUCCCCAAGGGCAGACUAGGAGUGACCAGGAUUGGAGAUCUAUCUGCUCAGGACAUGAAGAAGAUUCCCACAUUGGCCCUUAUUGAACUAACGGCUCUCUGUGAUGUUAUAGGCUUUGAGCUGAAGAGAAACAAGGCAGUAAAACUGAAAACAACAGAGAAAAGACUCUUUGGAGUUCCACUCAACACUCUGUUGGAAAAUGACCAAAAGCUGCUCCCCAACACCAAGGUCCCUCUGUUACUCCAGGCAUUGCUGUCAUGUCUGGAAAAGAGAGGACUUGAAACUGAGGGCAUUUUGAGAGUUUCUGGGUCCCAGACCAGAAUCAAGAGUCUGGAGCAGAAACUAGAAAGUGACUUCUAUACUGGCCUUUUCCGCUGGGAUGAAGUCCAUCAGAAUGACGUAUCUGGGCUACUGAAAAGAUUCAUAAGAGAGCUGCCUGCCCCGCUGCUGACAGCAGAGUAUCUUCCUGCUUUUGCUGCUGUACAAAAUAUUCCAGACCUGAAGCAAAGAUUGCAAGCCCUAAACCUCCUUAUCCUGAUUCUGCCAGAGCCCAACAGAAACACUUUAAAGGCUCUACUGGAAUUUCUCAGCAAAGUGGUUGCCAGGGAGAACAACAACAAGAUGAACCUCUGGAACGUGUCCACAGUCAUGGCCCCGAACCUCUUCAUGCACAAGGGGCUGCCGAACAAGAUCCCCGAAGGGAAGGAGAAACAGCUGGCAGAGGGGGCGGCUGACGUUGUGCGGAUGAUGAUCCAUUACCAGGAUCUGCUCUGGACAGUCUCCUCCUUUUUGGUAGCUCAAGUCAGAAAACUGAAUGAGAGCAAUAGCAAAAGGUACCAGUUCUGUGACAAGCGAAUAAAAAAUUUGUUGCGGAAGAUCCAUGCUGAUAAAGACAAGGUGGAAAAGAACCAGGCAGAGCCUUGCAAGAUCGUGAAAGUCCACGCUUCUCUCCUCCUGAAAGACUCGCUGGAGGUGCAUUUGAACAACGCGACCAGAGUUGCUGAUGUCUUGAAGCAGUUUCAGAAGAACCUGUGUCAGAAUGGCUGGAACAUUGUUAACACCGUCAGCCUCCUCAAAUGUAACAACUCUACAGAGUCUACAAACCUGCUCUUGUAUGAAGUGGGAGGCAAUAUCGGUGAGCACUGCCUGGACCCAGACACUUAUCUCUUAGACUUGUACCAUAUCAAUCCCCAUGCUGAAUGGAUAAUUAAGCAAAACCCAUCUUAUCCUCGGAUGUUCUAAAGAAAGCAUGAGCAAAACAAAGCAUUUGGAUUUGGAAGGCAAGUUUUUGGACGGCAAAAGAACACUAUAGAGAUGUUCCUGGUAUAGUCACAGACUAGACAAUGUUUUCCUCUUUGAAGGAAAAAGAGCUUUAUUUGCUAUUUCUGUAACAGCUGGCUGUGAGAGUACACCAGCCUACGUGUUAACAGCAGAGUUGGUAACCAGCAGAAAUUAUCAUUAAGUAGCAGAAUUUGCCAGGGAUGUGAUUAUUUUGAAAAAGCAAAACAAAACAUCCCCCCCAAAAAACUGUGCAAACAAAGCUACAGGAAUUGGGCAAUAAGGAUGGAAGGUGAGAGGAGAAACUUCUCCUUGAAAAUGGUAGAACACAUCUGUUUCUUCUGGAUUUGCUCUUUCUUUUGAUCACCUCCACAUUUUGGAGAAGAGACAGCUGAAUGCUGCAGCAGUAAUGGCAUCCUUUUGGUAAGAUCCACUACUGACUGUCGCACAUUACCAGAAGAAGUUGUGAGCUGGAGUUUCACUCUUAAGAUGCUGCAAUUUUCUCUGAAGAAGGAAAAAGGAUGCGUGUAAAAGGCCAGAUGUGAUGUGAAGCUGACAUCUUAUAUGUAAGGAGUGCAGUCAAAUACACACAGGCAACACAUACGGGAAAAUCGUUUUUGCUGGAAACAGUAUGGGAUGGAUAGAAACCUUUCAGGUGGACAGUUCGAUAAGAGGUGCCUGUCCCAUACAGGUCCUGCUGGCAAUGCACAAAUGUGCAGGUUACCAUUGAUGAGGAGAAGGCAAGCAUUUUUUUGCUGGACGAUUAUUUUUACAAAACCUAUAUAAGAAGGGAUAACUGAGGAAAUGUUCUAAAAUUAAUUUGAGGUUGGUAGUCUGACCUGGCCACACAAAUGAAAUUUCUUUCUGGAAGGCUCUGUGCGAACAUGUCCGUUUAAAAACAAACAAAAAAAACCCCUGAGAUAUGCAGUGGCUGAAAUAAGGAGGUCUGUGCCUUUGUCUAUCUGCUCACUCCAGUGGGUACCGAAUUGAGCCUCUUCCCACUCUGCCAGCCCGUCCUCGUCCCGCAGGGCGCAGCGCGAGUGCCGGGGUCUGCGAAGCGCCGAGGGCAGAGCAGGACACUUGCACCUCGCCGGGCUGCGUAAGCAGCAUAUGACUGCGCCCGGAUUAGACUGCGGCUGUGAGGAGCAGCGCGGAAGCCUCACUGUCCUCUGCGGCGAUGCUGAAAUACCUCACGCGAGGGAACCUGCUAUGCAGUUCUGGGAUGGAACAGGCAGCGCUGCUGAAAAUCCUGACAUCGUUUUUAUACUGUUUUUAAACACUGUCGGAUAUUUAUUCGUGUGGCAGAAGCAGGGCUGCCCUGCGAGUGUAUACUCAAAGUAUUUCAUUUGCCAAGUCCUAGCUGAACUAGUGACAAUUUCCAGUAUUAUUUUGUUUGUUUAACUGAAUUUGUUUCCGUUGCAGUCUGAUCUUUGUCUCCUCCGUUUUUUUUCCCAUGCUAAUAUGUAGCUAUCCCUCUCCGCUAUCUUGGAGUCAUAAUGCUGUUUUGUAAGAGCACUUCAUGCUGUGGUCUGUCUAUCUUUGUGGUUAAAUUCUCUGGGUGAUUAAGGUCCUUGAGAAGCAGGUGAGCCACGGUUGUCGGUGUUCCUUCUGACCUGUUGUGAAUACUGUAUGUGUGAUGCUGACGUGUUAAAAUGUUGUGUAUAUUACAGUCUGUCUACGCUUUUGACUGUGAUAAUGCAGAUUCACUGAUGCAAGGGGUCAUCUUCAUAGCUGUCUUUUUCAGAGCCAUAAUAGCAACUUGAAGUGGGGGGGGGGGGGAAACCCACCCAAACUGCUAACCCAAAACCCCAAUGUCAAGACUUUUGGGGAUGCCUGUGUUUUAUAGGGCUAACAUUGUGCCUAAAAGGGCCUGACUGUUUUUGUUGAGAAUGGGUGUGCUGUGUCUCUCUAAAGAUCAAGCUGCUCUAAAACUGGGCAUUAAAAAUUGAAGGUACCUAUUCACUAAUCACUUCUGGAAAUCUUUGAUGCAGUGAUGCAGCUUAGCAAAGAGCAAGUGUCAGGAAUGUGAUACUCUAAGAAAUACCUAAUAUGCCAGAGUAUCAUUGGAAAAAAAACACUGGGAGAGAGAGAAGAAUCUAUUCCUGCUCAAAGAUGCUUUUUUGUGUUUUGCAGGGAUGAAAUUUAACUUGCAUAAUAUUGAAAUUGUCUCCACCCCUCAUAUGCUGGAUGCUAUUUUUUUUAACACACUGACCUCAGUACAUAGGAGGGGGAAAUGCUACAUUGCUGCUUCUGUAAACAACAAAUCUGAGGGGUUUUUUAAAACACCAAACAAUGUGAAUCAGUGCUGUGAAAAACAAUGCUGGUGGGAGAAUCUUCUAAGACAAGUAUCAGUUCUCCAUUUUGAAAGGAAAUGUAAAAAAAUCAUCUCUGUCCAGAAGGUGGAUAUGCUUUUUUUUAUUUUUGUCUUUCCUAACUUUGUACCAAAAAGCAAGGAUCAAUUUGGAACAAUGUCACUGAUGUGCAACCUGCUUUUGAAUGCUGGCUUUUAAUAACUGUUUUUUACAAAUUUUUAAUUCUCCAUUUAAGAUCCAUUUAAUCAAUGAAACAAUAAAAAAAAUCCAAUAAAA
Molecule: messenger RNA, 4966 nt
Organism: Dromaius novaehollandiae (emu)
Lineage: Eukaryota; Metazoa; Chordata; Aves; Casuariiformes; Dromaiidae
Gene: ARHGAP40
Product: Rho GTPase activating protein 40
Exons: 15
Coding region: 339-2342 (667 amino acids)
Biological process (GO): regulation of actin filament polymerization; signal transduction; regulation of small GTPase mediated signal transduction
Cellular component (GO): cytoplasm
Molecular function (GO): GTPase activator activity
Source: RefSeq, a predicted model, not a curated record